AGGAGAGAGAAGAAAAAUAAUGUGUGGGUCUCAGCCACACACCACCUCAACGCUCCUCUCUUCUCUUCUCUGCUUUGAACUUUGAAAAAAAAAAAAUGGCUGCUUUGCGUCUCGGGGGCGGGUGCAUUGGCUCCUCCACUCGGUUAUGAGUGUCACUCUUCCAACAGCAGGUCUGGACAAGGCUUUUAUUGAUUCCUGGUUUCACCCUUCAGCAUGAAAUCAGGACCAAAGGAUGGCAGGCACUCUAUUAUGCCUCUUUGUUUGAGAGGCAAAGCAGCCUCACAUUUUUGCAUGUUUCCAAAGGUGAAGGCAGCAGACUACGUUAAAGGGAGCGCACCUGUCUAUCUGAAUGUAUAUGACUUGACACCGGCAAAUGGCUAUAUCUAUUGGGCAGGCCUUGGCAUCUUUCACUCUGGCGUAGAAGUUCAUGGGGUAGAAUAUGCCUUUGGAGCCCAUGAGUACUCAUCAAGCGGUGUUUUCGAGGUUGAACCUCGACAAUGCCCUGGCUUCAAGUUUAGAAGGUCAAUUUUCAUUGGCAUGACAUGCUUGGAUCCUUUCCAGGUUAGAGAGUUCAUGGAGCGUCAAUCUGCAAUCUACAAUGGUGACUCAUAUCACUUGAUUGUCAAGAACUGCAACCAUUUCUGUGAAGAUAUAGGUUAUAAGCUGACUGGAAAGCGAAUACCAAAAUGGGUCAAUCGACUUGCAAGAAUAGGUUCUCUGUGCAACUGUAUACUCCCAGACACCCUAAAGACGACCACUGUUCCACAUGACCCCAAUUUUGAAGGAUGCGAAAGUGAAAAAAAGAGACUAAGAAGUGCCUUCACUUGCUUGUCAUCAAUGUCGAUGCCACAGAGGGAAGUAUCAAUGUCGUCGUUGUUUCUACAUUCUCACUAUAAAGGCUGCCUACCACCAUGGGAGUUUAAAAGGUCUAGAAAUGGCUCAUUGAAGGAAGGUUGAUAAAAACUGAAAUCCGUCAUCAUUUUUUACAUGAUUUUAUUGCUCAUGUAGGGAUAGAUGCUGCUGCUAGUUUUGUGGUUCAGGAUGAUCGGGGCUGUCCUAUUCUUGCAGGAAUCAUAAAUUUAAGGAAUAAUGCAGUAUCAAGGCGGACUCUAGGAGUUGCGUGAUGCUCUGUUGAUGUUGUGUAUAACCGUGGCUUUAAAAACUUACAAGUCUGGCGGUCACUUUUCAAAAUAUAUCUUGGAGACAUGUUCUUAUUUUUAGAGAGACUAAUUUUCUUGGCAAUGCUAUCGCAAGUGCAAGGAUAAAUAGUUCAAUACACGUAUUUGGGGUCGCACCCUUCUCGCUUGUGCGACCCAAGCUUUACGUUUC
Messenger RNA from Malus domestica (apple), 1329 nucleotides. RefSeq names its product deSI-like protein At4g17486. Lineage: Eukaryota; Viridiplantae; Streptophyta; Magnoliopsida; Rosales; Rosaceae. Gene Ontology annotation, molecular function: deubiquitinase activity. Gene Ontology annotation, biological process: protein deubiquitination. The record is from RefSeq and is a predicted model, not a curated record.